UUUCUUUGCGAGCAAGUUUGGUUUCUGUUCCUAGGCGGGAAACUGACUGAGUUCUCUGCCCCCAUUUUCUUUUUCAUAAAUUAUGACUAGUCUUUACUCUUUAACCGCCACUUGCUCCUCUGUGCCUGAGUUACCUAUUUAAAUCCUCUUUCAUGCUUCCGUUUUUCAAUGUUUGUUAAUUGGCUGAAAGCACUCAGUAGAGUCUGCUGCCAAUGAUUGUUUUGCUGCAGUAUAAAUAAUUCCAAUUAAUAGAAAAGGGAAAAGGAAAACAAUUGUUGCAAAAGACGCAUGUGGUCAGGCAAAUUCAUGCUAGUGAUAGCUACAAAUCGAUGGAACUUCUGAAAAUUUAAUCUUUUUGGUUACCCUUUUGCAGUACAAUGGGAAAUUUAAGAGCUAACGAUCCAAUUAGGAUUUUUGCCAAGAGAUUUUACUGUGCCCGCAGUGAACGUAUUGUUGAUGUCCCAGUAGAUGUCCGCAGAAUCAAAACGGGUUUUGACCCUGAAAUAUCUCGCCUUAACUUCCAACUAAAGGAUUUAGUAAGAACAAAUCAAAUCGCGAAGGCACGUCAACUGUUUGAUGAAAUGCCUUGCAAAAACACUUGCUCCGUGAACAUGAUGGUUUCGGGUUAUGUGAAGUCACGUAAUCUUUCUCGUGCGAGGGAGUUAUUUGAUAGCAUGCUCUCUCGUAAUGAAGUUUCAUGGACUACGAUGAUUGGUGGUUACUCUCAGAAUAAUCAGCCUAAAGAGGCUUUUAGUCUAUACACGGGGAUGUGUAGGUCGGGGAUUAAGCCGGAUCAUAUCACCUUUGCAACUCUCUUAUCAGGUUUUGAUGGUACAACAACUUUAAAAGAAGUACUUCAGAUUCAUUCCCAUAUCAUUCGAUUUGGAUUUAGUUCAAGUCUUAUUGUUUGCAACAGUUUGGUAGAUUCGUACUGCAAAACUUCCUGCCUCGAUAUAGCAUCUCAACUCUUUUGUGAAAUGUCAACUAAAGAUUCUGUAAGCUUCAAUGUUAUGAUAACAGGGUACACAAAAUACGGUUUUCGUGAAGAAGCAUCAAAGCUAUUUAUGCAAAUGCGGAAUAUGGGUUUUCAGCCUUCAGAUUUUACUUUUGCAGCAGUGCUCGGUCUGAGUGCUGAAUCAGAUGAUGUUAUUUUUGGUCAACAAAUUCAUGGCCUUGCCAUCAAGACCAGCUAUGUCUGGGACAUAUUUGUUGCAAAUGCAUUGCUUGAUUUCUACUCGAAGCAUGACUAUAUAGAUUUCGCAAAGAAUCUCUUCGAUGAGCUGCCCGAGUUAGAUGGUGUUUCGUAUAACAUAAUUAUCACAGGUUAUGCAUGGAAUGGGCAGUAUGAGAAAUCAUUUGAUCUCUUCAAAAGGCUACAGUGUACUACAUUUGACAGAAAGAAUUUUCCUUUUCCUACAAUGUUAAGCGUAGCUGCAACAGAAUUAAAUUUAGCAAUGGGAAGGCAAAUCCAUGCACAAGCAGUGGUGACAACAGCUGAUUCAGAAGUUCAAGUAGGAAAUGCCCUUGUUGACAUGUAUGCAAAGUGUGAAAAAUUUGAUGAAGCCAACAGAAUAUUUCAAAAUCUGGCAUACAGAAGCUCUGUUCCAUGGACAGCCAUAAUUUCAAUAUAUGUUCAAAAGGGUUUUCAUGAGGAGGCACUCAGAAUGUUCAAGGAUAUGACUAGAGAAAAUGUUCAUGGUGACCAGGCAACUUUUGCUAGUACUUUAAAAGCUUCAGCAAGUUUGGCUUCAGUCUCUCUUGGGAAGCAAUUACACUCAUCUGUGAUCAGACUGGGAUUGAUGUCCAGUGUUUUUUCUGGCAGUGUUCUUGUAGACAUGUAUGCAAAAUGUGGUUCCAUGAAAGACGCAAUUGAAGUUUUCAAAGAGAUGCCUGAUAGGAAUAUAGUAUGUUGGAAUGCACUGAUUUCUGCAUAUGCUCAGAAUGGUGAUGCGGAGGCCACAUUUCGCUCUUUCAGGGAUAUGAUUGAAUCAGGUCUAUAUCCUGAUUCUGUUAGUUUUCUCAGUGUCCUAACUGCUUGCAGCCACCGUGGGCUUGUCGAAAAGGCACUAUGGUAUUUCAAUUCCAUGAUGCAAGUAUAUAAUCUUGACGCAAGGAGAGAACACUAUGCAACAAUGAUUGAUGUGUUAUGUAGAAGUGGAAGAUUUAAUGAGGCAGAAAAGAUGAUCUCUGAAAUGCCAUUUGAGCCGGAUGAGAUAAUGUGGUCAUCAGUUUUGAACUCAUGCAGAAUUCAUAAGAAUCAAGACCUUGCCAAAAAGGCUGCUGACCAACUUUUCAAGAUGGAUGCUCUUAGAGAUGCUGCUGCUUAUGUCAACAUGUCUAACAUCUAUGCAGAAGCAGGCAAGUGGGAAAAUGCGGCAAAAGUCAAGAAGGCUAUGAGGGAAAGGGGAGUUAAAAAGGUCACUGCCUAUAGCUGGGUUGAAAUUGACCACAGAGUUCAUGUAUUCACUGCAAAUGAUAGAACCCAUCCACAAACUGGGCAGAUUAGAAGAAAAAUUGACUCAUUGGUUGAGCUAAUGGACAAGGAAGGAUACAAGCCUGAUACAAGUUGUACUCUUCAAAAUGUGGAUGAAGAAAUGAAAGCGGAAUCACUCAAAUAUCAUAGUGAGAGGUUGGCCAUUGCCUUUGCAUUGAUUAGUACUCCAGAAGGAUCACCCAUUAUCAUUAUGAAAAACUUGCGAGCUUGCGUAGAUUGUCAUGCUGCAAUUAAAGUUAUCUCAAAAAUUGUUGGAAGGGAGAUCACCGUGCGAGAUUCAAGUAGGUUCCAUCAUUUUAGAGGUGGAUCUUGUUCAUGUGAGGAUUACUGGUGAGAUAUGGAUGGAUGAUUCUAAGAUCAUUUCAUUUGGUUUGUGCUUCCCCUUUUCUAUAAUCGGAAGUCACAAAAUUUGGGGACUUCAGCAAUUUAUUCCUUGGGGUGAUGAUGAUAAUUAGGAUUUAACUUAACGGAUGGGCUUAGUCCAAUUGUAGUUCUUGGAUCCAAAAUUUGUGGUUGUGAAUUAUUGCAAUUAUUAUUUCUCUAAGUUGGGCAGUUUGAACUUCCGCAAUGAACUGCAUGGAGAACCAAGUUCUACUUUUUCCUGAAGAGCACUCCACCUUUUUUUAAGAGUUCACUAGUUUUCUCCCUAAACCACGAAUUGUUUUUUCAACAAUAAGAACAGGAUUUGCUGUCUUGAGAUGGAGGGAUUUUGGUUCUCUUCUUGGGAAUGCAAACAUGACUUUACCAAGUCUACAUCAUUCUCAUCUUCAAGAGGGAGCUGGUUGGAAGAGCCUGAUGUUUAAAAAGAGACUGGAGCUGGUAAAGAGUUCAUAAUGGUAUAUUUCUUCUGCUUUGUGUUCAUCAAAGACGUCAUAAGAGGUGGUCAGUAGACACCUAUGCUCUAUGCAGUUCUUUGCCAGAUGCAUCCUUUCAAUAUUGUAUCAUCUUGGGGCUUAAACAGUGGCUACUAGCAUCCUUUCCAGGUGGUGGAGUGGCCUAUGGGUGUCUACAACUCAUCUCAACUGGGACUUGUACAUACAAAUUGCCCUGGCUGGCAGCUUAACUUAUUCCCUUUUCCUAUGGCCAAUGAGUGACCAGGGAUCAAAUUCUAGUUCGUGUAACACCAAAGUAUAUUGAUUGGGUGAAACAUAUGAAGAGAUUGCACGAGGUGUCGAACGUCAGGGAACUUCAUAUUUUUGUUUUGACUUAGACUCACUUAUCACGAUGAUACUGACAGUUGGCCUGAAUUUGCUAUAGCAUAGAGAGUUCAAAGUUGAUUUCAUCUUCUAACCCUGUAAUUUGUCUAUAGGUAGGGCACCUUUUAAUCAGUAUACAGAUAUUUGACCAGUUAUGAGGUUGCCCAUUUGACUUUGGCUAUUGCUCAUGUAUAGUCUCAAAAUAUUGAUGUAGCAUAUUAGUUCACUUUUUACUGUGCCUUCUGGGAAAGUACCUGGAUAAAGGCAUCUUCUUGGAAAUUUUUGUAUUGCAGAUGGGGUAAUCUAUUCUUAUUUAUUC
Molecule: messenger RNA, 4009 nt
Organism: Nicotiana attenuata
Lineage: Eukaryota; Viridiplantae; Streptophyta; Magnoliopsida; Solanales; Solanaceae
Product: putative pentatricopeptide repeat-containing protein At2g01510
Exons: 3
Coding region: 378-2828 (816 amino acids)
Biological process (GO): RNA modification
Molecular function (GO): zinc ion binding; protein binding; RNA binding
Source: RefSeq, a predicted model, not a curated record